CGGCGUUGCGGUGGCAAGCUCGGGGCUCACUUCCGGUCUUCGCGUCGGCCCAGAAGGAGCCGCACGCAGUCCCCGGAGGGACGGGGAGGAUGGUGCAGCCUGGUGGCUCCGGCCCCGCCGCGCGCCGCCGCGAGUGAGCCCAGCGCGGCCACCGAGAGCCGGCCCGGCCCGGCCGGGUGCAGCUGACGAGAAUAAUGAUCAUCAUCAACCCUCUGGAGAACCUGAAGCUGUACAUCAGCAGCCGGCCUCCGCUGGUGGUCUUCAUGAUCAGUGUCAGUGCUAUGGCCAUAGCCUUCCUGACCCUGGGCUACUUCUUCAAAAUCAAGGAGAUCAAGUCACCAGAAAUGGCAGAGGAUUGGAAUACAUUUCUGCUACGGUUUAAUGAUUUGGACUUUUGUGUAUCGGAAAACGAAACACUGAAGCACCUCUCCAAUGACACCACCACCCCAGAAAGCACCAUGACCAGUGGGCAGGUCCGAGUAUCCACCCAGGUCCCCCAGACCCUGGAGGAAUCAGGCCCUGUUAACAUCUCAGUGGCAAUUACCCUGACUCUCGACCCUCUCAAGCCCUUUGGAGGGUACUCUCGCAAUGUUACUCACCUGUACUCUACCAUCCUAGGACAUCAGAUUGGACUGUCAGGCAGACAAGCUCACGAGGAGAUAAAUAUCACCUUCACCCUGCCUGCUGCAUGGAGUUCUGAUGACUGUGCUCUCCAUGGUCACUGUGAGCAGGUGGUGUUCACAGCCUGCAUGACCCUCACAGCCGCUCCUGGCGUCUUCCCUGUCACUGUACAGCCACCACACUGUGUUCCUGACACAUACAGCAAUGCCACACUCUGGUAUAAGAUCUUCACAACUGCCAGAGAUGCUAACACAAAGUAUGCUCAAGACUACAAUCCUUUCUGGUGUUACAAGGGGGCCAUCGGAAAAGUGUACCAUGCACUAAAUCCCAAGCUCACCGUUAUUGUUCCAGAUGAUGACCGUUCAUUAAUAAAUUUGCAUCUCAUGCACACCAGUUACUUCCUCUUCGUGAUGGUGAUAACGAUGUUUUGCUAUGCUGUUAUCAAAGGCAGGCCCAGCAAAUUACGUCAGAGCAAUCCUGAAUUUUGUCCUGAGAAGGUGGCUUUGGCUGAAGCCUAAUCCCACAGCUCCGUUUUUCUGAGACUGAGAACCAUGAUCGUUGCCUGCUGAGCCAGCCAGGGCCUGGUCACUCUGUGAAUACACAAUCUUGCAAUGUUGGGUUAUUCCAGCCAAAGACAUUUCAAGUGCCUGUAACUGAUUUGUACAUAUUUAUAAAAAUUGAUCUGGAAACUGGUCCAUUGAUGCACGUGCUUUGCCCUGGGUGUAGCCUGAGCCCGUCACCCUUGUCAUCUUCACUGGGGGCCUGUGGACUUGGGAUCUUUCCGUGUAGCGCUGGGGGGAUUUGUGGAUCUUGCUGGAGCAGAGUAGCUCAUGUUUGUACCGAGGUCACAAGUGCAUCUCAUGGGUGGGUGAGGUUGGUUGUGGCUCCUUUGUGGCCCAUGUGUGCAAUGUUUGACACAGUCUGCACCUUUGAUAGAUACUGCGUUUCAGAAGCCACAAAUCCAUUUUGUGGAUUUCAUGUGUCUGUGGCUUAAUAAUCAUAGUAAUGACAGUAAUACCUUUUUUUUUUCAUUUUGCUUGCAAGGAAAAAUACUAUCUUGAGUAUUUUUAUUUUUUUAAGAAAAAAUAAAAUAGUCACAUUUUAAUACUCCUCUAGUUAGGACAGAUGUGUGCUUUUAUUCUGAGUGAAAGGUUAAGUAUUUAAAAGUCACCUAUGUGACCUUUCAUUUUCCACAUGGACACUGAGGAACUUAAUUUUGUUUGCAUUGGUCUUUUCCUCUGUUACCUCCUUCCUGUGUUACAAAAGUGAAAAUAACUUCCUCACUCAGAAGGGCUUAAAAAUUCAGUUAACAGCUCUGCAGUUGGGUCACAGCACAGUCUCCCUUUUGAAUGCAGGUAGUAGUAUGGAGGGAAUGAUUGUCAUGAAACGUGUUUUUAUUCUUUCUGUUUUAGAAAAGAGGAUGAAUUUCUUUUUUCAAUCUUGCAUUUAUUUUAUACACCUAACAAGUCUUCAAAAGGAAGAUGGCAGCUACUAGGUGUGUAGUGUAAAGUUGGAAGCUACAGUUCUGAUUUGCUGUUCAUCAAACAAAACUAAAGCGUCUUGCUUAUCUCUCUCUCACUGUCUCAUUUUCCCUUUAAGACAAUUAUGCAUCAUGUAUUUUCCAGUGGUUUUGUUACUUGUGUUCUUACUGUUUUUUGUUACAUCAUUUUGCCUUAAAUAACUCAAUGAUUAAUGAUUCUUAUUUUCUCCCAUGUUGUGUUAUAGACAUGCUGUUGUGCCCAUAAUCCCCGCUCUCAGAGGCUGAGGCAAGGAGAGUCAAGAGUUCCAGGCCAGCCCGGGCUAUCUAGCAAGGCCUGUUCCCUAGAAACAAAAGAAAAAAUCCUUAGACAUAACUGCCUGCUGUUCUGUAACUUUAGGUCUGUAGUUUGUCUCAAUUAGAAUUACCUUGUGCAUUCUGAAAUGUUUUGGUUGUGUUUUAUCCCGGGCAUUCUUAAGUGGAAAACAGUAUGAUUGCUAAAGUAAUCACUGAAGUUUUGUAAUAUAUUAGUAUCCCCCCCACUCCUUAGUAUGUUUCAAGGGCACUAAUCAUGGCUGUCUACCCAGGGUCAUUUUUGUAUGAUAUGAAUUACAUACAACAUGGCUAAUUUACUAUGAAUUCCAUUUAGUUUUCACUUCAGAGACUUUGAGACCCCUAUUAGACAAGAUUGAGAAAGAGCCAUUUGGCUUGACUAUAAGAAACAUUAGUGUCCUUGGGACCAUCAAAUUUCAGAUUAAGCUGCUACUGAUUAACAAAAUCCCAUUGGAAUGGAGUUACAAGGAUAGAUUUGUAGGUGGCAGAAUAAGAGGAAAAUGAGUGGGAAAAGUCACUUUCACUGGUUUGUUCAAUCCAGCUUAUAUUGCUAUUAAGUCACCCUUCUUUCAAUUACAGGCAGUGGCUGGAAUUUGUACAUUGGGGAGGAAUAGGGUUAGGCAUGAGGAGGGGAAGUACCAAAAUUCUGAGGCCAGACACUUUAAAAUCUAGCAUUCACCAUAGCAGGCUGGGUGGAUGGAGGAGGCUGAGGGAAGAGACGGCCACAGACUGGGUGAGGAAGGGGUCUAGGACCUGAAGAGAUGUCUGUCUCAGGAACACACAUGGCCCAGUCCUCAGCUGUUUCUUGCUGGUGGACCUCAGGAUUGGAAGAAUGUCACAGACAGUGACCCGCUGGCCAUUUGGGGAUGAUCCCCUGCAGCAGCACUGGCUCAUCCUCAGGCAUCUUGGACUGGAGGUCCAGUCAAAGGUCAGCAACUCCCUAUGAGAUGGUUGUUUCAGAUCAUAUUGAUCUCUUUCCUUUUCCUUUUGUCCUGUCGCUGUAUGAUACGACUUGAAUCAGUUUUGAUUCUGUGUGUAAGUUUUUCUCGUUAGGAACCCGCCGUUUCUGUUGCGUUUUCUCUGACGAUGUUGUAGGGAUUCAGCCUCCCAGUGUUUCAGCCCUCCUGAAGGCACUGUGGGGUGCGAGGGCAGCGGAUCCAUUUCCCGUCCCUUGCUGCAUGAGAGUCACUAGCUGAUCUGUGAUGGCAUCACUUCCCUUGUUAAUUUUCCAUGUUUGGAGUAUGUGCAUAUGUGCUUUACAGAAUAAAACAUCUGGAUUUA
Molecule: messenger RNA, 3712 nt
Organism: Jaculus jaculus (lesser Egyptian jerboa)
Lineage: Eukaryota; Metazoa; Chordata; Mammalia; Rodentia; Dipodidae
Gene: Tmem248
Product: transmembrane protein 248
Exons: 7
Coding region: 195-1139 (314 amino acids)
Source: RefSeq, a predicted model, not a curated record